Molecule: messenger RNA, 2151 nt
Organism: Ctenocephalides felis (cat flea)
Lineage: Eukaryota; Metazoa; Arthropoda; Insecta; Siphonaptera; Pulicidae
Product: peptide transporter family 1-like
Exons: 14
Coding region: 1-2151 (716 amino acids)
Biological process (GO): transmembrane transport; oligopeptide transport
Cellular component (GO): membrane
Molecular function (GO): dipeptide transmembrane transporter activity
Source: RefSeq, a predicted model, not a curated record
AUGACUAAGUCCCAUUGUCUGAUGUUAGAUUUAGAAAACGAUGUGUUUAAGCCUUCUUUACUUUGUAUUGUGGCAUGUGAAUUUUUCGAACGGUUCGCGUUUUCUGGAUUACGAACAAUACUUUCGUUGUAUUUGCGAAACGUUCUAUUGAUGCCAGAACAGUUGGCCACUAUAACUUACCAUCUCUUCAUGUUGGUCAGCUAUGCUUUUCCUAUAAUCGGAGCUCUUAUAGCUGAUGGCCUUCUAGGACGAUAUCGAACCAUCUUCUAUUUUAUUUUAAUUUAUUUAGCCGGAACAAUUCUGAUGUGUUUUGCAGCUACUCCGCCUAUAGGACUACAGCCAAUUAUUUCCACAUCAUUCGGACUGCUUCUCAUAGCAGUUGGAACAGGUGGUAUGAAACCAUGUGUGGCUGCUUUUGGUGGUGAUCAAUAUCAAUUGCCGAAAGAAGAAGAUUUGGUGGCAGUAUUCUUUGCAUUAUUUUACUUUACCAUAAAUCUAGGAGGAUUGGCGGGCAUGAUCGUGAUCCCCAUUUUCAAAAGAAAAUUUUCUUGCUUUAAUCAGGAUACGUGUUAUACAUUAGGAUUUGGAACCACUGCGUCUUUGAUGAUGAUGUCAUUUGGAGUUUUUGUAAUGGGGAAAUUUUGGUAUAGACGAAAGACGCCUAGGACAAAAGAGAUCUUACACUUUUUCAAGUUGAUUAUAUUUGCUUUGAGGAACAGAAAUAUUCAAGAAGAAAAUCCUACAACUAUUCGAAGACAUUUUUUAGACAGAGGUCGUAGUGAGUUCAAUCAAAGUUUAAUAGAUGACGGUAAAGUGUUACUGAAAGUGUUAUAUCUUUAUCUGCCACUCCCAAUAUUUUGGGCACUUUUUGACCAACAAGGAAGCAGAUGGACAUUUCAGGCUUCACGAAUGAAUGGAAACAUUUUUGGCGUCCAGAUACAACCAGAUCAAACCCAAGUAGCCAAUCCUUUUCUUGCUUUAUUACUGAUACCAAUUUUGGAACAAAUAUAUCAUUUAUUCAUAAAGAGUGGAUUUAAUCCAAAUCCUUUGAAGAGAAUGCUGCUUGGUGGUCUUGUUGCUGGUUUGGCUUUUGUUGCUUCGGGUCUUUUAGAGAUGCGGUUGCAGUCCACGUAUCCACAAGUACCUCUACCAGGAGAAGCACGUCUGUAUGUCGUGAACACCUUGCCAUGCCCAUGUGAAAUUAUAGGAUUAGAAGACACUAUACGAUUAGAUGCCGGUGCUCGUAGAGAAUUUAACAAUUUACCAGCUAAUCCUUGGGAAGUAUACGAGGUUUUGGCUUUUGCACCAAUGCUAUGUGAUGAAAUAGAGCUAGAUCAACCGGGCACUCAUUUGAAAGUCAAUUUAACCGAACGGCAGGUGCGCACGUUAUUAGUUGGCGUAACCGAAGAUAAUGGACUUGCUUUAAAACUAACACAGCCUUUGGAAAUCGAUAAAGCCUUAUCAGGAAAAUCUAAAUUAAGGAUUGAAGUUUUAGUUACUUCUUCAAAACUUGUGAAUAUGACUUUAGACAUUGUAGAUACAAAUGGGGGAAAAAUUAGUUUUUCUUCAAGUCAUAUAUCGCCAGGAUUAAAGGUGUCUGGGUACACAGAAUUGCGUUCUGGUUUCUACCAUUACCGAUUGACCACUAAUCAUCUAUCAUCAGGAGUAAUGGUACAAUAUGCUUCACAGGAAUUCGACAUGCGACUGGAAAUGGGAGCAGUAUAUUCUUUAAUAUUGAGAGAAACAGAUAAGGGAGAAAUAGAUUUCAAUAUGCUGCAGGCAGCCACACCUGCCAGUAAUGUCCAUAUACUGUGGAUACUUCCACAGUAUUUUCUCCUUAGUUUGGCUGAAGUUUUGUUUGCGAUUUCGGGGUUGGAAUUUAGCUUCACUCAGGCUCCCAAAUCAAUGAAAACUAUAACUCUAGGUGCUUGGUAUCUCUGUGUAGCUGCCGGUAAUUUGUUAACGAUUUGUAUAACCAAAAUGAAUAUGUUCUCGAGUCAGGCCCACGAAUUUUUCUUAUUUGCUGGUCUUCAAUUCCUGGACAUGUUGCUGUUUUGGUUUAUGUCCAGAAAUUACGUUGUCUUAGGUGUCCAAGCUGAUGGGUCAUCAUGCGCGAUGAUGUCUACCAGGUUUAUGCCGAUACAGGACUGA